AUGGCUAGCACCGACGCUGCCACUCCUGCAUUGGAGACCUCCCGCAUCUUCGUCAGAGGGCUGCCACCCAAGAUCACCGAUGCCGAGUUUCGAAAGCACUUCUCGGCUGGUGGUCGCGAAGUGACCGACGUCAAAGUCAUCCCACAGAGGAGGAUCGGCUAUGUUGGAUACAAGACUCCGGACGUUGCUGCCAAGGCGGUCAAGUACUUCAACAAGUCUUACGUCCGCAUGUCGAGAAUCAAUGUUGAACUUGCAAGGCCGAUUGCAGAUCCCGCCCUUCAAAAGACGAGGGGGGUGAGCGGGCCGUCAUUUGUGGCGAAGAUGUCAGAUUCAGCAGCCCCUCUACCACCUAGCGCCGAGCAGGAUGAUGGCUCGAAAAAGAAGCGCAAGCGCGAGGAGGUUGAUGAAUCCAAUCCCAAGCUGCGCGAGUACUUGUCAGUCUUUCAGCCUGGGAAGAAGUCUGCUGCCGAUGAGAUGGCGGAUAUGAUGGCCCCUGCUGCUGUUAAAGAGCAGAAGAAGUUGCUUGAAGAUGGCGAAAGUGACGAUGAAUAUGAGGCCAUCCCGGCUCGGCCUGAGAAACGGCAGAUGAGGGAGGCACAGAAGGGAGACCAGCGCCCCGCGGAGCCUUUGCCUGAAAAGGACGAGCCCAUGCCGGACGCUGCCUCUGUCGCCGACCCUGAGCCAGACGCGACUCAGGAGGAGGGUGCUGUCCCCGCUGCUGGUGUCAAUAACAACGCGGCAACUACAGACGAUGAUUGGCUCCGUUCGAGGACGAACCGUCUUUUGGACCUCGUGGAUGACGAGGUACCCCAGCCGGUACCCCAGCCCUCAGCUCAACGAGACAAUCAAGAGACAGUCGGAAGCGCAUCCGCGGUCAUCCACGAGGAACCCGUGGAGCCCUCCGAGAAAGCCGAGACAGAAAGUCCAGCUGGAGCCGGCGACGCCCCGGCCCCCUCUGAGAAGAAGGCUGCGGAAGACGAGGACGACACCCUUGCCACCAUCAAGCGAACCUCCAGACUUUUUGCGCGUAACCUAGCUUACAGUGUCAACGAAGAGGACUUGCGGGCGCACUUCGAGCAAUUCGGAGAGCUUCAAGAGGUACAUCUGCCGGUGACUGCUACUGGCGCAAGCAAGGGCUAUGCCAUGGUCCAGUUCACGAAUGCCGACUCUGCUGUCACCGCAUUCCAGUCCUCGGAUGGUCAGACUUUUCAAGGGCGACUUCUACACAUCUUGCCCGCUGCGGAAAAGCGCAACACAGGGCUGGACGAGUUUGCAAUCUCCAAGCUGCCCUUGAAACAGCAAAACCUGAUCCGAAAGAAGGCGGAGGCUGCGUCUAGCUCCUUCAACUGGAAUUCACUGUACAUGAACCAGGACGCUGUCAACGCCUCAGUCGCCAGCCGCCUGGGUGUGUCUAAAUCAGAACUGCUGGAUCCCACGUCGGCGGACGCCGGUGUCAAGCAGGCCAUCGCCGAGACGUCGAUCAUCCAGGAAACUAAGGCAUACUUUGCAUCGAAUGGCGUAGAUCUCGAUGCCUUCAAGUCACAAAAGCGGGGCGACACGACCAUUCUGGUCAAGAAUUUCCCCUUCGGGACGACGAUGGAGGAGCUGAGGACCAUGUUUGAGGAGCACGGCACUGUCCUGAGAGUGCUGAUGCCACCGAGUGGGACCAUUGCCAUCGUCGAGUUCGCCCAGGCCGCACAUGCUAAAGCAGCGUUUGCCAAGCUCGCUUACAGGCGGAUCAAGGACACCGUCCUGUUCUUGGAGAAGGGGCCUAAGGACCUUUUCAAGAAUGAUGCCUCAGUAAACAUUAUGCAGGGCAAGGAAGAUCGGCCCGUAGGCGUGCAGAAGCUCAGCGUUACUGAGCUUCUGGAGCGUGGUGAGCAGGGCGAGGCAGACAUUCAGACAACGUCGCUGUUUGUCAGAAACCUGAACUUUUCCACCACGACGGAGAAGCUGGCCGAGACGUUUAAACCGUUGGACGGUUUUGUGUCCGCUAGGGUGAAGACAAAGAUGGAUCCCAAGAAGCCAGGACAGGUGCUCAGUAUGGGAUUCGGCUUUGUUGUCUUCAAGACAAAGGAACAGGCUUCAACGGCUCUCAAAUCAAUGGAUGGGUUUGUCCUCGACGGUCACACCCUCGCCGUCAAGGCCUCCCACAAGGGCCAGGAUGCGGCGGAAGAGCGCCGCCGGGAAGACAAGGCUCGCAAGGCGGCGGGCCAGCGUACCAAGAUCGUCAUCAAAAACUUGCCCUUCGAGGCAACCAAAAAGGACAUUCGCACGCUGUUCAGCACUUAUGGCCAGCUCAGAGCUGUGCGCCUGCCCAAGAAGUUCGGCAACUCAACCAGAGGUUUUGCUUUUGCGGAGUUUGUCACCCCUCGGGAGGCGGAAAACGCGCUCAACGCUUUGCGAGACACCCAUUUGCUGGGCCGCAAGCUUGUUCUCGACUACGCCGAGGCGGAGGCAGUCGAUGCCGAGGAGGAGAUUGCCAAGAUGCAGCGCAAGAUCGGUGGCCAGGUCAGCAAGGUUGCCCUUUCGCAGCUCAUGGGCCAGGGCAGGAAGAAGGUCAACAUCGGCGAAAAUGCCGACGAGAUGGAUAUGUGA
Molecule: messenger RNA, 2598 nt
Organism: Colletotrichum siamense
Lineage: Eukaryota; Fungi; Ascomycota; Sordariomycetes; Glomerellales; Glomerellaceae
Gene: mrd-1
Product: Multiple RNA-binding domain-containing protein 1
Exons: 3
Coding region: 1-2598 (865 amino acids)
Cellular component (GO): cytoplasm; ribonucleoprotein complex; nucleus
Molecular function (GO): mRNA binding
Source: RefSeq, a predicted model, not a curated record